Messenger RNA from Corticium candelabrum, 1650 nucleotides. RefSeq lists its product as uncharacterized. Gene Ontology annotation, molecular function: protein binding. The record is from RefSeq and is a predicted model, not a curated record. NCBI's taxonomy places the organism in Eukaryota, Metazoa, Porifera, Homoscleromorpha, Homosclerophorida, Plakinidae. The transcript has 11 exons. The coding region runs from base 24 to 1574 and encodes 516 amino acids.
UAUCAAUCGAAACGUAAGCAGCAAUGAGACUGUCUCUAGCGCGUCUGGCUGAUUUGGUGGGAGAAGACGUUCGUGAGGUGAAGAAGGUAGACGCGUCAAAGAAAGGAAUACAAUCAUUAGAUGAUUUGAGUGCAUGUGUAGAGUUGGAACGACUGGAUUUAUCGCAUAAUAAUCUUAAAAGUCUUGAAGGCAUUGCCGAUUGUUGUUGUCUGAAAUGGCUCAAUGUCGCCUCGAAUCAACUCGAACAUUUGACAGAUUUGAAACAAACGACAUGUCUAACAGUACUAAACGCCAGUGCAAACGCCAUCACAUCGCUUCAGCCACUAGCAAAACUCAAAGCACUUCAGGCUCUGAUUCUUAGUUCCAAUAGUAUAACAGCAGCAAUCGGUAUUGAAAGCCUCAUUCAGCUCACUACUCUCGUGCUAUCAAAGAACAAACUGGAGGACAUCACAGUUUCACGACUGACAAACCUCGAGAAGCUCUCGCUAUCGCACAACGAGUUUCAUUCAUUCCCUGAUGUCUCGGCACUACAUUCACUGAAGGAGUUACGACUAAACAACAACAAGAUUAGCCACAUCCCGGAAUCAAUCUACAUGAACGCACGGCUUGUCAUUCUGGACAUCGGCAAUAACAGAUUUAGAGACUUCAAAGCUCUGCAACCGCUAUGCUCUCUCAGAAUGUUGACGAACUUGAACUUGAAGGGAAAUCACGUGUGUACUGUGGUGGGUUAUGUCCAUAAGGUUGUUGGGACAGUGCAGCACGUCAUGAUACUGGACGGUAAACGACUUGCAGCCGCCCAUCCUGUAACCACAUUUGGCCAGCAUGCAAACACAAAACGCAAAGCCACUAAGCAGCUGCACACGAAAGCUAGGGAUCUCAAGACGCAGCAAGAACAGACAAACGGUGAUAAAACAACAGACAACUCUGUCAGACGUAAAGUGCAGGUAACACAGCCACCGACAGAAUCUGAUGCACUUGACAAAGUCAAUCCCAAACAACAAACACAAGGGAGUGACAACAAACAUAGUUUACAGACGAAGACGAAUAAAUACGCAGAAAGAAGAAAAUGUGAAAAACAAGCGAAACGGCGAGACGAUCUAAAGCAGGACACUAACAGUCACAAACGCGAGAAACAAAUCAGCGAAGCAGAAGACAACAAAAAGACAUUUAACGAAGCAACCGAGUCAACGAUCAACAAACUUCAACAUUCGGCGAUGUCACAGCUGCACGGUUCGUGCACAAGCAAAAAAAUUAGAAAGAAAAGACAAAGAUAUGAAACUGAUGUUGUACAAGUGAAGCACAAGAAGAGAAAACCGGCUGAUAGAGACACCUCGUUCAGCGAGAAUCCUGAGACCAACCAACCUGAACGCACGAGGCGUAACCUCACACGACAAUCAGUACGACUGAAAGGUAAAUCGGCUCUCAAGACUAAAGCGUCUGGAGUUGUAUCGAUAAAGGAUUUUCACACGAGGCGAGGAGGAACCAAGACAAAGUUAAUGUCUUCGACGUUUGAGCCACAUAUAUUACUACAGAGUAUGCAAGACUUUGGUGUUGGAGGAUUAUCAGCCUGGUAAUAAAUAUAAACCGUAGAAUGUUAUUAAUAUCAACAUGAUGUGACUUGCUGCAGCCUUGUUGUUUAAUAUCAUAGUU